AAGUGAUUCAUCUGUAAUUGGGUUUCAGUGGUUCGAGAAAAUUUUAGAAUUGCGUAUUCAUUUUAUAGUAAUUAUAUUAAAACCUAAAAUAUAGAAGUCGUUAAAUAUAUUACCCAAUAAUGUCUGUAAAUACGGCACACGCCAAUAAUGGAGUGUUGAUUCAUGCCGGAGAGUACAUUUUACUGCAUAGUGAUGGCGUUACCAUGGACUUUUCCGGUCAGGAUAAUCCUGUCUUUAAGGGCUCAAAGCAGGGACGUAUUUACCUGACGUCACACCGGCUGAUCUUUAACCAUAAAAAACCGGCUGAUCAGCUGCAAUCUUUUAGUGCACCUUUUAUAGCUCUUUCAGAUGUUGAAUUGGAGCAGCCAGUCUUUGGCGCCAACUACAUUAAGGCCAAGGUUCGUGCGCAACCAAACGGAAAUUUUAUAGGCGAGGUAAAGUUCAAGUUGCAUUUUAAGUCUGGUGGAGCGAUUGAGUACGGUCAGGCUUUGCUACGCGCAGCUAGUACUGCUCAAAGCAAUUACCAUCGUGGUGGCGCUCCCAACGAUGAUCCACCACCAUAUACGCCAGCAGGCGCUUGGCAUGAGGCUCCACCACCGGCCUAUCAGCCACCACCAGGUUACUACGGUUGGCUGCCUACACAUGAGGCGUUCAGUGGCCCAGCCAAUGGCACGGUGUUUGUAAGCGAUAAUCCACCACCAUAUCCAGGAAUUGGCGGACCACCAGCUUAUACACCACAACCAUAUGCGCAACCCGGCUAUAACCCACAACAGCCAUACGCAGGCUAUAAUCCACAACAGCCACAACCUGGUUACAAUCCACAUCAGCCGCAAGGAGCUUGCAACCCCCAGCCUCAAUACGGAAACAACGAUGCGCCAGCUUGGAACGGCUUUUCAGCACCACCAUCCGAACAGCCACAACAACAACCACCACCUGGAAAUCAACCACCACCCUACGCGGCUGGUGGAUACGGCCAGCCAGGCGGUUAUCCUCCGGGCGCCCCCGGUGCCUACAAUCCAUCAUAUAACCCUGGUUACAAUCCGGCUUACAAUCCCGGUCAUCAACCAGGUGGCUAUCCUCAGCCGGGAGGUUACCCACCACCAGGCAGUGCACCAGGAGGAGCUGCGGCCGGUGCAAUGGGCUUUGGCAUGCCGCCAGCAAAUUCUAAAGAAGCCGAGGCAAUGGCUAGCGCCCACAAUACAACUUACAACCAAUAUUCCAAUAAUGCUGCACCGAGCGACUUGCCACCAGCCUAUGAUGCUCUACCUCCCAACUAUGACAGCGCUCAUAAGAAGAAUCAGUAACUGUUACAAUAACAACAGUAGUAAAUCUCUAAAUACGUUUGUUCGCAAUUUUUUACAUAACGUCUGAUCUGUAGAGCAACUCACACAACACAAACUACGUCACAACUUAUAAAACAUAGACGACUAGACUGCUUCGGUUCAUAGUGUGCGAAUGUGACACGUUUCUUAGUCAUUCCGCUGAACUUGCGCGUAAAAUAUUUACAUAUAUACCAUUUAUAUACUUAUAUAAUAUAUGCAUUCUUUAUAUGUUUCAAACGUAAACCUUAUAUAAACCUAUUACUACUAUAUACCUGCAUGUUUACACACACAGAAUACACACAUACGAGUAUAUUUAUCAAAUUAGCUUCAAUAACCAAUUAGUACACUUACCAAAUAUUAUCAGAGCAUAUUAUUAUAUUAUUUUGUUAAAAAAAUACUUCAAUAAUUAACAUGCAAAUUGUUAUAAUGUUACACGAAGCGCAAAUUAAUUACAAAUAUGCUCAAUUAAAAUUACUAAAACAAUUUAUCUUCAAAAUUCUCUGCAAAACUAAAAUCAUUUCUACAGUAUUUCCUUGAGAGCGAUUGGUUAUGCCAAACAUUGCUUUGUAAAAUCUUGCUAUUAGUGGCUCUGUAUAUAUUUUAUUACCGUUGAAUUUGUACGCACUUUGUUUUUAUUUUAUUAUUGUAUUUAUAUAUUAUAUAAUCAAUUUAAUUGAAAUAAAUAAAGUAAGCCUGAGCUGAAGUACUACGGA
Molecule: messenger RNA, 2035 nt
Organism: Bactrocera latifrons
Lineage: Eukaryota; Metazoa; Arthropoda; Insecta; Diptera; Tephritidae
Gene: Wbp2
Product: WW domain-binding protein 2
Exons: 6
Coding region: 120-1304 (394 amino acids)
Biological process (GO): positive regulation of DNA-templated transcription
Cellular component (GO): nucleus
Molecular function (GO): chromatin DNA binding; transcription coactivator activity
Source: RefSeq, a predicted model, not a curated record